Molecule: messenger RNA, 1995 nt
Organism: Acanthisitta chloris (rifleman)
Lineage: Eukaryota; Metazoa; Chordata; Aves; Passeriformes; Acanthisittidae
Product: zinc finger FYVE domain-containing protein 16-like
Exons: 2
Biological process (GO): endosomal transport
Cellular component (GO): early endosome membrane
Molecular function (GO): metal ion binding
Source: RefSeq, a predicted model, not a curated record
AUGGACAGUUACUUCAGAGCUGCAGUGUGUGACCUGGACAAGCUGCUCGAUGAGUUUGAGCAGAAUACAGAUGACUAUGAGCUCUUCAGGACUCCUCAGAGUACAUGUGACCUGAAACAGCAUUCUCUCCCCUCCGUGCUGGAUUGCCUCCAGGACCUGUGCCUCACAGCACCGCUGCCAGAGGACCCUCCCCACUGUGCUGCCCCAGCGGGGAGCUCUGCAGGGAGCCACGCGCUGCUGGGGUGCUCCCGACAGAGGGACAGAAGUGUGGCUGGGCCCGACCUGCUCUCCACGGUGGACAGCAGCUCCCUGAGCGAGGCUCAGGCCUGCAGCCUCGGGAGGGGUGGAGUGCCUGUGUGUGACCUCAUCAAUGCCCUCUCGGUGGCUGCUCCUGGGAGCUCUCAGCACCUGCAGUGCAACAGCUUCCUGCAUGACACGGGGUGGAGUGGCUUCAGCACAUCCUGCGCUCCUCUUCCUGCUGCGGUGUCACCACCUGCCACUCCCAGGAUGGGGCAUAGCGGUGGGGACUCUGUGCUGCAAGGGUCAGGCUGUCUCGGCGCAGAGGAGGUUAACCACCCUGCUCUAAAAUCAGACAGUUGUGCCACAGGAAAGAGCUCAGGUCUAUGUGGCUAUCAACACAGGACAGAACCUGGGAAGUGUGAGGAGCCUGAUCAGCCUGAAGAGGCUGCUGAGUGUGCCCCUGUGACACCACAGAGUUCAUACGAUCCCAGAGAUGGGGAAGCCUGUGGAAAUCUGCCUUGUGACCCACAGGGUGACAGUGCACACUCUGCAGCAAGCAGAGAGGUGUGUGAAGGACUUGCCACAGGAGAGGGAGACGCAGAAGAUGGGAGCAGGCUUGGAUCCAUGCCUGCAGCUCUGGCAAAGAGGGACAGGGGCCGUGCAGCAUCACCUGGCAGUGGAGUUUCACCAGUCUCCUCAGGUCAGGCAGGAGCUGAGGUGGAACUGGGGAAGGAAACCACCGAAGGGGAUGCAGGGAGUGAAGAACUGAGCGGCAGUGAAAUACCAAGCACUGUUGACUGUCCGUGUGUUCCAGCUGAGGAUGUCCAGACCUCUCUGUCCUGUCUCUCACUCCCUGUGUCUGUGUGUGGCUCAUUAGUGAUGGCAGAAGAGAGAGCUGAUCCUCUACCUCAGAAUGCAGGGGUUAUUAGUGAUACUGUAACUGCUCAUGCUGCAAAUCCUCAGGCUGAUCUCCUUGGGAGGGAAUCCUGUGGAAACACUGACCUGCAGGAGGAAUGUUUAGCUGGAAUCAGUGAUGUGGAGACAAGUAGAGGUGGAGAGAAGGCCAACACUGGGAGUGUAGUGAAUGAUGGAGACUCUCAAGCAAUGGAAGCUUUUCCUUCUGCCUUUCUGAACUAUGAGGCUGAGCCGUGUAGUGUUGGAGUGGACAUGUUCUAUGAUGGAAGCACGAGCCCAGUUCUGUCUGACUUUGUUGAGGAGAGUGUUAUCAAAGAUGACUCUCUAAUCAGUGAUGCUGAGCUCGAUGACUUCUUGUAUGGGCAGAGCCUUGAGUCCAACGCAUUGGAGCCUUUAGACCAUGAUGGUGAUGUGGUGGGAGGUGAUGCAGGUGAAGGGGAUUUAGCAAAGGUGAACAAUGUGGAGGACGUGCCUGAGAGUGGCAGUGAAGCUCUGGUUCCUCCUGUUCAUAGUGAAGGUGCAAGGCCAAAGCAGCUGCUUGGCCGUUCCCAUGGAGCUGCUGGUCAGACACCACUGAGCAGGACAGAUGUGCCAGAGAGAGAGAACCUGGGAGGUGUCUCUGCUCCCCCAGCAUCUGCUAUGCAGGGCACCAGUAGCAGCUCUGACCCCGGAGAGGGCAGCUCUGGAGGGGGUCAAACAUCCCAGUCCCCAGGAGCACCUGGAGUUCUGCCCUGGAAGCAGCCCCUAUGGGUCCCUGACUCUGAGGCACCCAACUGCAUGAGCUGCCAGGUCAGGUUCACCUUCACCAAGAGGAGACACCACUGCAGGGCUUGUGGCAAG